Messenger RNA from Paramecium primaurelia, 1009 nucleotides. Lineage: Eukaryota; Ciliophora; Oligohymenophorea; Peniculida; Parameciidae. The record is from the annotation of a GenBank genome assembly.
AUGAAUGAUUUUAAGAAAGAGAAGUUUUAAAUAAUUGAAAGUUAUCAAAAUAAUCCAAAAAAGAAUUUUAGAUAAACUAAAAUCAUAUGUAGAUAAUGAGAUUGCUUAAUUCAUAUAUAAGUAAAUAAUGGAAAUGAAUAAACUUACAGAAUAUUAGUGCAAAAUCAUUCAUCAAUACUAAAAUUAUAUUAAUAAACUAUAAACUUUUAUAUUGAGGAUAUAAACUAAAAAAAAAUAGUUGCUUUAGAUUAAAAUAAACAAUUAUAUAUUAAAGAUGGAUUUAGAUUUACAUCAAUAAAUAUCAAAGUAUAAAUAUAUCUACGUUUUUAGAUAUUUAUAAAGCAAUAGUUUUUGGAAUAGUAAGCCAAGUAAUUGAUACAAAGACCAAGUUUAAAAAAUUAAUUUUCGUUUAAAUCUAUAAUUAUUUUGAUUUUAAUAAUAGCAUUGAAUCAAAUUAUGAUAUUUUUUUAAUAUUGUAAUGGUAAAAACGAAUUAUAAUAAUAUAUGGAUAACUUUUAAUUUAUAGUUAAUGAAUUAUAAAGUAAAAUAGAGGAAAAAAGAGAUUCAAUGUUUUAUGAAUUUAAAAUAGAAUUGUUCUAAUAAAUGAAUGAAAUGAACGAUCAAAUAGAUAUAUUAAAUUAAAAACUAGACUAAACUGAAACACCAUUCAAUUAAUUUAAGAAUAUUUUAAUAGUAAAUUAAUGGGAACAAUAUUUAAUAUAAUUUUUGAAACUGUUAGUUUGCAAUCAAAGAGUAUUAAAUAAAUUUAAGAAUAAUUAAUAAUUUAAUUUUAAUUGAUGGAAAGAUAUUUACAGAUAAUAAUCGAACAUCAUCUAUUUUAUAAUUGUAAUAAUUAAGAGUCAUAAAGAGUGAGGAAGACUUAAAAAUAUUUAAAAAAAAUAGUAAUUUAAAUAUUGAGAGUGUUUAAAGAUAGAAGACACAACUUAUGAAUAAUAUUAUGAAAAUUUCAUUAAAGAAUAUAAAUUAAAGAUUAAUAAAAAAUUAAUGA